AUGAUGAAAGAUAACUUUAAAUCUAUUGCCUAUCUUAUUUAGAAACUCAAAUCAGCAUUAAUAACAUAUACUAACAUUUUACUCUAAUAAAUUAAAAGUAGAAAUAUUGAAUCAAAUUAAUAUUUGGAAUAUGCAAUAAUAUUAAUUCAAAAAAUACUAAAUCCGGAAUUCUAUCUCAAAGAAUAUAUUAAAACUAUAUAUUAAAAAAAAAAUGCAUACAAUUAUUUAAAUUAACUAAAAAUAUCCUGA
This is a messenger RNA of Paramecium sonneborni, 249 nucleotides long. NCBI's taxonomy places the organism in Eukaryota, Ciliophora, Oligohymenophorea, Peniculida, Parameciidae. The record is from the annotation of a GenBank genome assembly.